CAUGCUUCACUCCUCACCAGCUCAAUCUCAUCCAUUUAUUAAUUUCAUUUUAAACAUAAACAAAUCACUCUGCUUUCAUGGCUUCUGGUGGUGUCAAAGUUCUGGGUUCAAAUUAUAGCCCAUUUGUGAACCGGGUACAAAUCGCUCUCAAUCUUAAGUCAGUCGAGUUCGAGUUUAUUCACGAAAAUUUGAAUCCGAAAAGUGAGCUUCUGCUCAAGUCCAACCCUGUGCACAAGAAAAUUCCUGUUCUGAUCCACGACGACAAGUGCAUCUGUGAAUCAAGUGUUAUUGUUCAGUACAUCGACGAGGCCUGGACCGGUAAUGGUCUCUCAAUUCUUCCUUCUGAUCCCUAUGAUCGUGCUGUUGCUCGGUUCUGGGCUGCAUAUUAUGAUGACAAGUUAUCUCCCAUGGUGAAGGAGCUAAGAUCGGUGAAAGAGGAGGAAAGGGCUGCAUUGGUAGAGCGAAUAGACGAAGGACUGGGAUUGUUGGAGGAAGCUUUUGUGAAAUGUAGCAAAGGGAAGGCCUAUUUUGGAGGAGAUCACAUCGGAUACAUUGAUAUUGUUAUAGGAAGCUCCUUCGGAUGGAUAACAGCUAUGGAGAAAAUGAGCGGCAAGAAAUUAAUUGAGGAAGCAAAAACACCAGGUCUCUUCGGAUGGGUUGACAAGUUCUUGUCGAAUGAUGCUGUUAAGGAUGUUAUACCGACAACAGAGAUGUUUCUUCAACUUCUUGCCAAGAUGCAAGCCAAGCCCACAGCUUCUUAAAUUUGAUGGAAAUAUGGUCUUCAUUGUUUCUCAUCUGCAUUUCUUGUACCAUCUGUAUCAGUUAUGAUUGAUCUAGGGACUGUGCUUUGUUUGUUGUUUAUCUGCAGCCGAUUACACGACAAAAAGAAGAAAUAAAACCUCGUUUGCAUGAUGGUUUUAAUAUUGAAA
Daucus carota subsp. sativus is the source of this 929-nucleotide messenger RNA. Its product is annotated as glutathione S-transferase U17-like. Gene Ontology annotation, biological process: glutathione metabolic process. The transcript is spliced from 2 exons. Gene Ontology annotation, cellular component: cytoplasm. NCBI's taxonomy places the organism in Eukaryota, Viridiplantae, Streptophyta, Magnoliopsida, Apiales, Apiaceae. The record is from RefSeq and is a predicted model, not a curated record. Bases 78 to 761 code for a protein of 227 amino acids. Gene Ontology annotation, molecular function: glutathione transferase activity.